Messenger RNA from Rasamsonia emersonii CBS 393.64, 693 nucleotides. RefSeq lists its product as uncharacterized. The coding region runs from base 1 to 693 and encodes 230 amino acids. NCBI's taxonomy places the organism in Eukaryota, Fungi, Ascomycota, Eurotiomycetes, Eurotiales, Trichocomaceae. The record is from RefSeq and is a predicted model, not a curated record. The transcript has 3 exons.
AUGGCAUCUACAACCGACACCACUACUCCCCCUUCUACAGACGACAUCGCCGCCCGCCGCUACGCCGACUACCUCCGCUUCAAGCACUACGCCGCAUGGACCUUCGUCGUCGCGUCCCCCGUGCUUAUUGCGCUGCCCCCACGGAAACUGGACCUGUACACGGUCGCGCUGUCAAGCGCCUUCGUCGUCUCUGCCAACCACCUGUACCGGGAGCGAUACGGACGAGGUAUUCUCGACGGGAUAGGGAGGCGGUUUGCGCCUGACAUCAACACCGAGAACAUCACCAUCAACACCAACAAUACUUCCUCCUCGUCAAGUACUACAGGGGGCUUCCUAAACGACCUCCCCAGCGCCCGCGCGCAGGAAAUCCACAACAAACUACGCGCCGCGCGCGAGGCCAAGAUCCGCGAAGCCGAAGCCAGCGGCGUAGUCAGCGAGGAAAUCGAGAAGCUGAAAGCGCGGCAGCAGCAGCAGGAGCGGUCGCUCGCGGAGCGGAUCUGGAUGGGCAAUGAGACGGAAGGGUGGAAGGAGCGGAGGCUGCGCGAGGAGCAGAAGGCGUUGCAGGAAGGGAAGGGGUAUGGAGAUUUGAUUCUGGAUCAUAUUUGGGAGCUGCAUACAUAUCACAUCACAUCCCAUCAAUCGGGGAACGGAACCGAACGGAACGGAACAGAACAGAGCAGUUAUAUUGAAUAG